CAGGGACUCGUCUCUGUGGGUGAGAGCGCGGAGGAGGCACGGAUGCCCCCGCGGUGACACGCAAAUUGCACACGUGUGUACGUCUGGAAGGGGUUUACUUAUCAGCAUUCGGCGUUGCUUAGCUGGCACUGCCGGCUUCACUUCACCUCUCGACGGUCUUGCUUAGUGCUCGUUUAACUAGCCAGUCGUGCCGCACCUGUCGAAUAAAGAUUGCCGAAUCGUUUUGAUUACAACGGAUAACUUGUCGCACGGAGAUUCGGGAAUCACUAUUGCAUUAUCUCUCGCGCGUUUUUCUCGUCCAUCUCCUAUCUCUUUCUCUUCCUUUUUUCCGUUUUUUUUUUAAACUUUAAUAGCAAUUCCAUUGAUUGCCACUAUUUAUUUCUCGACAAUCACUAGCGUUAGUUUCUCUUGUGGAUUCUUUGAGUGAAACUUUUUUCGCAAUUGAUUGGAGGAUCGCGAAUAUCCUGAUUGUAAUCUAUCAACAUUUUGGGAAUUCAUAAUGUCAUCAUAUUCUGAUAAAUACAUGAACAGAUCACGAUAACGCACUGAUAUCCGGUAUCUUGAGCAAACGCGAUAUCUUAUAUCGACAACGCCGCGAACAAGGCAUGACAAGACCGGUGUUCGUGGAUUCGGCUGGUUGAUUCAUACACAAGAUGGAAAUCGAGGAUUUGACACUAUAUUUUUACAUUGCAUGCGGUAUCUUCGCCGGUGCGCUUAUCUUACUUUUCAUUUUGGUGAUCGUGCUAUUCGUGAAAGUAAAUCGAUUAUCCGAGGACGGGUCCAACCAACUAAACAGACAGACAAAUAUGAUGGCAGACUUCUGUUACACCAAUCCCACGAUCGUGCCUGGAGAACUGCUCUCUCGUCGUGGCUUUUCCAUGUACAGUGGAGCUGACAACUUUGACGAUGAUUUCGGCAAGACCAAAAACGUUCAUUGUGGAACGUAUCAUGAGGCUCGAUCAAAAUUCUGAUUAAAAUUUGAAUCUGAAAUGAUCGUUCUCCAAUUAUUGAUGCGGCUUAUACAAGCUGAUUAAU
Molecule: messenger RNA, 1035 nt
Organism: Atta colombica
Lineage: Eukaryota; Metazoa; Arthropoda; Insecta; Hymenoptera; Formicidae
Product: transmembrane protein C5orf28
Exons: 3
Coding region: 654-971 (105 amino acids)
Source: RefSeq, a predicted model, not a curated record